This is a messenger RNA of Scomber scombrus (Atlantic mackerel), 1308 nucleotides long. RefSeq names its product tubulin tyrosine ligase-like family, member 9 (gene ttll9). Gene Ontology annotation, molecular function: tubulin-glutamic acid ligase activity; tubulin binding. Gene Ontology annotation, cellular component: cilium. Gene Ontology annotation, biological process: microtubule cytoskeleton organization; protein polyglutamylation. Lineage: Eukaryota; Metazoa; Chordata; Actinopteri; Scombriformes; Scombridae. The record is from RefSeq and is a predicted model, not a curated record. The transcript is spliced from 14 exons. The coding region runs from base 1 to 1308 and encodes 435 amino acids.
AUGUCAAAAUAUAAGACAUCUGGAUACAAAGGUGCAUAUGACUAUGGAAAAAGUGAGGAGCGGGAAGGAAAGACUUGUGUGCAUUACAAAUGUGGCCUACUCAACACCAUACAGGAUGUCCUGCGGCAAAGACCAGGCUGGGUUGAAGUCAAAGAUGAUGGAGAAUGGGACUUCAACUGGUGUGAUGUGGGCUGGCUAAGGGAGAAUUUUGAUCAUUCCUACAUGGAGGAACAUGUAAAGAUAAACCACUUCCGCAACCAUUAUGAGCUGACUCGCAAAAACCUCAUGGUGAAAAACCUUAAAAGAUACCGGAAGAAUCUUGAGAGAGAUGUAGGCCGCCUGGAGGCAUCCAAAUGUGAUUUUUUCCCCUGCACCUUUGCACUGCCCAGCGAGUAUCAUCUCUUUGUAGAGGAAUUUAAAAGAAGCCCUGGCAGCACCUGGAUCAUGAAGCCAGUAGCAAAAUCUCAAGGGAAAGGCAUCUUCCUGUUCAGGAAACUGAAAGACAUCAUGGAUUGGAAGAAGGAUGGCACCCGCUCAGAGGAGCAAAAGGAUGCAGCUCAAGUGGAAAGCUAUGUGGCCCAGCGCUAUAUAGAGAACCCCUACCUAAUUAAUGGCAGGAAAUUUGAUCUGAGGGUCUAUGUCCUAGUCACAUCUUAUGUUCCCUUGACAGCAUGGCUGUAUCGAGAUGGCUUUGCCCGCUUCUCAAGCACCCGCUUCUCCCUUAGCAGUAUUGAUGACAAGUAUAUGCACCUCACCAAUGUGGCUGUUCAAAAAACAGCACCCGACUAUGAUCCCGAAAAGGGAUGUAAAUGGCAGAUACAGCAGCUUCGAAGGUACCUAACUGCAAAGCAUGGUAGAGAGACGGUAGAAACCCUAUUUAAAGAGAUGGAUAACAUCUUUGUCCGCAGCCUACAGAGUGUACAAAAAGUCAUUAUAAAUGACAAACACUGCUUUGAACUCUAUGGGUAUGACAUUCUAUUGGAUCAGAACCUCAAACCGUGGUUAAUUGAGGUGAAUGCCUCCCCGUCACACACACCCAGUAGUCAAGAGGAUUAUGAGAUGAAGUGCAGACUGCUGGAAGACACUUUGAAUGUUGUCGACAUGGAGGGAAGGUUGACUGGCAAGGAGAAAAGGGUGGGUGGCUAUGAUCUUAUGUGGAAGGAUGGGCCUGUUUAUCGAGAGGACGUCAACCUAGAAACAUUUGGCAGUUCAUGUUUCACUGCAAACACACACUUAGGGUGUGUGAAUGACAGAGAAAAGCAGCUUCGCCAGCUACUAAAACCAUUUCCAGGUCAGAGGAGGAUUUAA